Aricia agestis (brown argus) is the source of this 3680-nucleotide messenger RNA. It is a transcript of the gene hep, whose product is annotated as dual specificity mitogen-activated protein kinase kinase 7-like. The coding region runs from base 150 to 2183 and encodes 677 amino acids. The transcript has 16 exons. Lineage: Eukaryota; Metazoa; Arthropoda; Insecta; Lepidoptera; Lycaenidae. Gene Ontology annotation, molecular function: protein kinase activity; ATP binding. The record is from RefSeq and is a predicted model, not a curated record. Gene Ontology annotation, biological process: protein phosphorylation.
CAAGUGAACGAAAGAACGAAGACGAUUCUGCAAAGGAAAGGAAUCUUUGGACUGCAGCUUUUUGCUAUAAUUUUUGUGUAAAUAAUAUAAUAAAUGUUGAUAUUUAAUUAGCUUUUCAAUGUGACGAUUGCACAACUUUAGUAAUUAUAAUGUCCAACACUUCAUUAGAAGGAAAACUUAAACGUUUGGAAGAGAGUUUUAAAAAUGAAAUGCGUAUUGGAAGAGAGGGUCCUCUCCACAACCAAGGAGGACUCGGUGCCCCUAGAACUGGAAAUGCGCGAAGACCGAGGCCCCCUCUUAUGUUCACUCCACGGGAAAUCCCAUCAUUUCCGCCGAGGUCUCCACAGGCUACGGACACUGAACAUAGAAUGCGAGAGGUGUACAAGGUGAGCGGCAAGUUGAGUGUGAAUGGAGUGGAGUACAGAUCACACAUCAAUGACCUGCACCAGCUGGGGGAGCUUGGCAGUGGGACGUGCGGACAUGUUGUCAAAAUGUUGCAUCAGCCCUCCGGAGCUAUCAUUGCUGUCAAGCAAAUGCGUCGCUCCGGCAACUCGGAGGAGACGAAGCGUAUUCUUAUGGACUUGGAUGUGGUGGUCCGGUCCCACGACUGUCCAUACAUAGUGCGGUGUCUCGGCUGCUUCGUCACCGAUGCCGACGUGUGGAUAUGCAUGGAGCUGAUGGCGUCGUGCUUCGACAAGCUGCUGAAGAGAAUCGGCGCUCCAAUACCUGAAGCGAUACUGGGAAAAGUCACUGUUGCGACGGUGAACGCGCUCUCGUACCUGAAGGACACGCACGGCGUGAUUCAUCGCGACGUGAAACCGUCCAACAUCCUGCUGGACGAGCGCGGCAACGUCAAGCUCUGCGACUUCGGCAUCAGCGGUCGCCUCGUCGACUCCAAGGCCAAGACGCGGAGCGCCGGCUGCGCGGCGUAUAUGGCGCCGGAGCGCAUCGACCCGCCGGAUCCGUCGCGGCCGGACUACGACAUCCGCGCGGACGUGUGGUCGCUGGGCAUCUCGCUGGUGGAGCUCGCUACUGGCGUGUUUCCCUACCGCGACUGCCAGAACGACUUCGAGGUGCUCACCAGGGUGAUAUCAGAUGAUCCUCCACACCUACCCGAAGACAGUCACUUUAGUCCAGAAUUCAAAUUAUUUGUUUCACAAUGCUUAACAAAGAACUACAGGCAUCGACCGAAGUACGCGAAGCUGCUGGAACACCCGUUUGUCGUGAAGUCAGCGGCCAGCGCUGUGUCGGUCGGGGCGUGGUACUCCUCUUUACCCAUCUCGGGCCAGUCCCCACAGCCCAAGCCCAACCUCGGCUCGAGCAGCUCCAUCAACUCCGGCCCCGAGACGCCGGUCACUCCGCAGCCCGUGAGGAACUUCGUGACGUCACAGUACUGGACGCCGGAACAGGCCACGCCUACUCCCGCGAGAGCAUGGUGGGCGCAGGCGAGCAACGCGGGCGGUAGUAGCUCGCAGCCCGCCAGUCUAGAGGCCGACCUGUCUGCACACUCGCCUUACCCUAGGAGAAGGACGCUGGAGGCAGUGGCCCCGCCCACUCCCGUGCGGCGCGUGUCCACAGACAACCGCUUCCGCGCCUCCCCCGCCUCGCCUGCGAGUUCGGGUAACACUAGUCCCAUAGUUCUACAAAGGUUUUACCAUCAAAACCAGCAGAGGAGAUCCAGAGUCGAUUUACAGUCCACGCCUAGACAUAGAAGCCUGAGCCGCGAGCACAGCACGGGCCGGUCUCCCGAGCCGCCGCCGCGGACCGCUCGACCACUCCCCCUGCCACACCACGACACAAACGGCAGCUACGAAAUGGAGCCGCCGGCGCUGCUGGAGAGGCUGCACCCGCACCCGCCCUCGCCGCUACUGCUCAAUAAUAGACUGUCAGAGGGGCGGAGUCAAAGCCUGACGCGGGCGGAGCUCCGCAACGGGUACCGCACCGAGCUCGCGCACGCCCCGCCCACUAAACACGCCCACCACGACGACCAGGGCUGGCUGCACUCGCUCGCGGGGCUGGUGAAGCGCCGCCUCAGCGGGUAUGUCAAGUGGCAUCACGUUGCAGCGCGCCGCGAACCCCGCCACGCGCGUCUCGCACAACACAGAUGGGGCACCUCAGAGAGUUGGAGCGUGCCGGCGUCGCCGCUGCCGCCGCGCGCGCCGCCGCCGCGCCCCGCAGACUAGCGACUCACGGACGCAACUGGAAACGCGCGACCCUACAUACGUACGUGCAUUGCUAGAUAGCAUGCCGAACAUGCGAGAGUACUAGCUUAUAAUUGAAGCAACAGUUGAAGUAAGACUGCACUAAAAGUGGAGCGACGUGACAUAUUCCUAGGGUUAGUUCCGACCGCAACGCGACGCGUAGAUGCAUUUCUAAAGUUUGGAUUUAACAGAUGUGCAAGACGUCUCACGAAAUUUAAAUCUGUCUGUCGAAAUUAAAAUUCAGUACAAAUGUAGAAAUGCAUCUACGGGUCGCGUUGCGGUCUGGAUUGACGCUUACAGCUCGGGAAACAUUCUUUGUUUAAAAUCGAAUUGCUUAAACCGAUCUAAUCGACAAGGCACUCUAUUAGGUAUGGGCUGUGAAAUAUCGCGUCGCUGCAGUGUAGCUAUGUCUAGGAAGGCCCGGGACGUAAUCGGACAAUUCGAAUAAGAGAAAUCUAAAACCUGUAAAAUAUUCUUGCAUUAUUCGUAAAACGUACAGUUGGGUCGCGCUUGUCUAAUGUUUCUAGCUUUAACAUUAACUGAUGAGUGAUGUCUAAAUCUAAAGCUGGCGCUACAUAUCUUGUUCAUAUUGCGAAUUAGUAUUGCUAUCUCUGUCUUAUGAGUCAAAACAGACAAGAGACGAGUAUAAAACAAGCUAUGUGUGGCAGUGUUGUCGUGUUAGCAAUACUACGUACCCAACUGUUUGAUAUUAUCAGUGUUGCCAGGUUUAAAACCAUAGAUUGUGGAUUGUAGGUUGCCUGAAAUGGAAAGGUCUUUGAGAGGCAUAUACAAAUAAUAGUAUUUAAAAUAGUUUGUAGUGGAUAUUGGCGUUCAGAGUAACAGGUAGACGAGGUGAAUUUAAAACUGUUUAAGUAGGAGCACCUGGUAACACUGGUGAUGUACUGUUUUUCAAAUUUUAAAUAUCGAAGCCUUUAAACUUCGACGGUCCAUUUUAAAAUUCUAAUUGCAAUUUUAUUGCAAUAUUUAUUUACUUUAAAAACUUUUAAUCUUAAUUCACAAAUGAAUUUUUGAAAUUGUAACUACAACAAACAGCAGCCACACUUCCUUGCCUGUAGAAUUUUAAAAUGGACAAGUCAAACAUUGUAGAAAGCUUUAAACAAUAUUACGAAAUUUUCUGCACACGCGUGAGGGUAAUUCUGCAAUAGCACAACGGAUGCCAGCUAGAGGAUUUAAAAUGUUGGGUACGAGUUAGAUUUUUUCAGCAAACGUCUUGUGCGCUUAUCUAGUUGCUUAGAAAACGUGUGGUCUAAACGGAAGCUAGUCGUUGUUUAAAAGCUGAUGCCUAUUUUUUAUUUACCUUAAAGCAAUAGACCUUUUUACUUUUCACCCGAUUGUCUUGCUAUUUACCUCGUCAUAAUUCUUUUCAUUUGAUCUUUAAUUUCAUUAUCUAUUAUAAAUUAUUAUCUAUGGCUUUCUCUAUUAUGUUUUUUUGCUUUUAAAGCUGUCUACACACCAAAG